Molecule: messenger RNA, 884 nt
Organism: Tribolium madens (black flour beetle)
Lineage: Eukaryota; Metazoa; Arthropoda; Insecta; Coleoptera; Tenebrionidae
Product: peptidyl-prolyl cis-trans isomerase-like
Exons: 6
Coding region: 23-781 (252 amino acids)
Biological process (GO): protein peptidyl-prolyl isomerization
Cellular component (GO): intracellular membrane-bounded organelle
Molecular function (GO): peptidyl-prolyl cis-trans isomerase activity
Source: RefSeq, a predicted model, not a curated record
GGCUAAUUAAAUUAAAGGCUUUAUGCAAUCUGUUCCAUUUAGUUUCAUGAAAGGUCAGCACGUAAGAACCACAAUGAGUUCAACAAAAAUGGUAAAAAUUCUUGUUUUGUUUCUUACAUUCCAACAGUGUGCGUGCCAUUUAUUGAAAGUAACUGAUCGAGUCUAUUUCGAUAUAGAAUCUGAUGGUAAAUAUCUUGGUAGAAUUGUGAUUGGACUCUUUGGAGAGAUUGUACCAAACACUGUUUUAAACUUUAAGCAGAUUGCAACAAACGGAAUCGGUGGCAAAACAUACGAAGGUACAAAGUUUCACACCGUUAUUGAAAGAUUUAUGAUUCAAGGUGGUGAUGUGAUUUACAAUAAUGGUUCGGGUUCGAUUAGCAUUUACGGAAAGUUUUUUAAAGAUGAAAAUUUCACAGUGAAACACAAUGGGCCAGGCAUUGUUAGUAUGGCAAAUGGUGGACCCAACACUAACGGAUGUCAAUUUUUCAUAACAACAAUGUUUGCUCCUUGGUUGGAUGGAAUACAUGUUGCAUUUGGAAAGGUGCUGACUGGUCAGGACGUUGUUCACAAAAUAGAACAUUUGAAAACUGAUUCUAAUAAUCAUCCUUUACUUGAUGUGACUAUAAUUCGAUCAGGACUACUUAAAACUAAGCCUUUUUAUGAAUCGGAUGAACCAUAUGAAUUAACAUUUUGGGCAUGGAUUAAAGCUGGAUGGUUCCCAUUAUCUUUUUCAUUCGCAAUCAUUGGAUUUUUUCAUUGGUUUAUGAUUCAAUUGAAGUAAAUUGUACAUAAGAUUAUGUAAACAUUUUUGUUUUAUUUUUUUUUAUAAAUAAUAUCUGGUUUUUCAAUAAAUCUGAUUAAUUAAAUAAUAGUUUGGAAUAAUA